CGCACUGUGAAGACCUUUUAACAUUAGUUUACGUUCAUGAAGUUUUUGAAUUGAAAGAAAAAUAGCCGAAGACAGAGAAUUGGAGUGUUCACUCUCUUUUUCCUUGCACAUAUUAUCACAUGCAUGUCGACUACCUACGAUAAGAUACGAUACAAAAACAUUCCCUCGAAAAAAUCAAUAUCAAAAUACGAAAGUUGUAUUACAAAAAACAACCAAAAGUUACAAGUGACACAAUUUUUGUGGAAUAAAUUCUAAAAAAUAAUUCGAUGACUUGAAUUUUCGCUUACCUAUGUAUUGAUAGUAUAUGAAAUACAUACAUUAAAAUAAAUUAAAGUGCUUAAAAUCACGGACUCAAUAUUCUAUUAGAAUAAAAAAAAAAAGCAGACCAACUCUACUUAUUCGUUGAAAUCGACAACAGAACGAAUAAUAUAGAAAAAACAACCAAAAAAAUUGUGUUUGUGUGUUAGUUCCUCCGAAAGAAUCAAAUUGACAGAGUACGAUGCCGUCGUCAGAGCAAAGUGUCUUCUUACCUGACGCAAAACUAGCAAAAAAUGCUUACGUCAAUAGCUUAGAACAGUAUGCAAAAUUAUAUAAGGAGUCGAUUGAAACACCCAACGAAUUUUGGAGUAACAUUGCUAAACAAUUCUAUUGGGAGACAUCAGCUGAUCCGGAAAAGUUUUUCAGUUACAAUUUUGACAUUUCAAAGGGACCCAUUUCGAUAAAAUGGAUGGAAGGUGCAUCCACGAAUAUUUCUUUCAAUUUGCUCGAUCGCAAUGUAAAGAAUGGAUUAGGAGAUCAAAUUGCAUUUUAUUGGGAAGGAAAUAAUCCAGACGAUCACUCAAAACUGACGUACAAAAAAUUAUUAAGAGAAGUUUGUUGUUUUGCAAAUGUUUUGAAAGCUCACGGAGUUACAAAAGGUGAUCGUGUUGCCCUUUACAUGCCCAUGGUAUUGGAAUUGCCUAUUGCAAUGUUGGCUUGUGCAAGAAUUGGAGCAGUGCAUUCGAUUGUUUUUGCUGGAUUUUCAUCUGAUUCGCUCGCUGAACGUUUGCACGAUUGCAAGGCAAAGGUACUCGUGACUUCAGAUGGCGCAUGGCGUGGCGAAAAAAUUCUUCAUUUGAAGGCUAUUUGUGAUAUGGGAAUGCAAAAGUCUGAGGAAUUAGGACACAAAGUAGGCACUUGCGUUGUUGUCAAGCAUUUGCGUCGUGUAACUCCGGGAACAAAAGAUUGGGAUGGCGAUGAUUCAUGUCCAUGGGAUGAUGAUCGUGAUGUUUGGUGGCAUGAAGAAAUGGAAGAUGCUGAGCCAGCAUGUUAUCCUGAAUGGAUGCAAGCCGAAGAUCCAUUAUUUAUGUUAUAUACGAGUGGAUCAACAGGAAAACCCAAAGGAGUAUUACAUACAACAGCUGGAUAUCUAUUGUAUGCAGCAACAACUUUUAAAUUAGUAUUUGACUACAAACCUGGCGAUGUCUAUUGGUGUACAGCAGAUAUUGGAUGGAUUACGGGACAUUCGUAUGUUGUUUAUGGUCCUCUUGCAAAUGGAGCAACUAGUGUUAUGUUUGAAGGCGUUCCAUUUUAUCCUGACAACGAUCGUUAUUGGGCCGUCAUUGAAAAAUAUAAGGUUUCACAAUUCUACACUGCUCCAACUGCUAUUCGUGCAUUAAUGAAAUUCGGCGUUGAACCUGUCAAAAAACACGAUAUGAGCUCCUUGAAAGUGCUUGGAAGUGUUGGCGAACCAAUUAAUCCUGAAGCAUGGCUUUGGUAUUAUAAUAAUAUAGGCGGCGGAAAAUGCUCUAUUGUCGACACAUUUUGGCAAACAGAAACAGGAGGUCAUGUUUUAACACCUUUGCCCGGCGCAACUCCAAUGAAACCUGGAUCAGCUUCCUUCCCAUUUUUCGGUGUAAAACCUAAAUUACUCGAUGAGGGAGGCGCAGAAAUCAAAGGAGAAGGCGAGGGGUAUCUCGUUUUUGCUCAACCAUGGCCCGGAAUAAUGCGUACUCUCUUUGGAAAUCAUGAACGUUUCGAAUCAACGUAUUUCUCGAAAUUUCCAGGCUAUUAUUGCACGGGGGAUGGUGCUCGACGUGAUGCAGAUGGAUUUCUUUGGGUUACGGGACGUGUCGACGAUAUGUUAAAUGUGUCGGGACAUCUAAUGUCAACAGCAGAAGUUGAAUCUGUACUCACAGAGCAUGAACGUGUUACCGAAGCUGCUGUGGUAUCUCGCCCUCAUCCCGUUAAAGGUGAAUGUUUAUAUUGCUUCAUAACACCUAAUCAGGGAGGGACAUUCGAUUCACAACUCGUAAAUGAGUUGAAGAAACUUGUACGAGAACGUAUUGGACCAUUCGCUCAACCAGAUGUAAUUCAACACGCGCCAGCACUUCCCAAAACAAGAUCGGGAAAAAUUAUGCGGAGAGUUUUAAGAAAAGUUGCUGUUAACGACACUGAUGUUGGAGAUAUAUCAACAUUGGCUGAUGAAGGAGUUGUUCAACAAUUGUUUAAUAACCGUCCAGGGAAUUAAAAAAAUCAAGAAAACAACUUCUUAUUAGUAAUAUAUUCUAAGAAAAAAUGUUCUAAAUGUUCGGGUAACAAAAAAUUGUCUAAGUUGAAAGUUACCUUCAUUUAUUAGGUAUACGUAUAAUUCAAUGCACAAAGGUCUUUCAAUCACACACUUUUCUCAAUCCAAUUUAAAUGUUUAAAGACCCUGAUUCUUAAUUUAUUGAUUAUUCUUCAGUCGACAAUUGUUUAAUUACGCUUAUUAUUAGUGGGUAUUUAGGUAAAAAUGAAUAACUUUAAGAUUUGCAAAAGCAACAAAAAGUCUUUUCGACAAAGACUAAAUGUGUGGAAAAAAACUAUUCAGACACAAACUUCAAAUGAUGAUGACGUAAAACCGAUACAUAUCAUUCCAUAUAUUUUGGGAACCUUAUUAAAUGUUUAAAUGUGUUAAAUUAAUAUAUAUCUGAGCUAAUACAUAUAAUGAAUAACGAACAAACGCUUUUAAUAAUUAGCUUUGAGCUUCAUCAAACAAUUUUAAGAAUGAAAAAAACUUGCUGUUCAACAACAUUAAAUAUGAAUACAUACAUGUAUAUUAUUGUUAUUGGAUGAAAGAUUUAAAUUUCCAAGAAGACAGUUAAAGAGAGCCUAAGAUAUAGUAAAAUAUGUUAAAAUAAAUAAAGAUAUAAUUAGUUUAUUGUUGGGAA
Messenger RNA from Culicoides brevitarsis, 3188 nucleotides. RefSeq names its product acetyl-coenzyme A synthetase (gene AcCoAS). The transcript is spliced from 5 exons. Gene Ontology annotation, molecular function: AMP binding; acetyl-CoA synthetase activity. Lineage: Eukaryota; Metazoa; Arthropoda; Insecta; Diptera; Ceratopogonidae. Bases 500 to 2509 code for a protein of 669 amino acids. The record is from RefSeq and is a predicted model, not a curated record.